AUGAUGCUGCUCUUAAAUUUGAUAGCAUUGUUUUCUGCAUUUAUUCGUGAAUCGCGAGCCAAUGAAGCAAUCGCUAUUGUUUUCGAGAACUGGGACUUUGGAAAUUACAAUAGUCAUUCCUAUGAGCUGCUGAUUGUCGUCAUUCUUGCUAUCAUCGUUCUUGCAGCUUUUAUAUUUAUUGUCUCAUUGCUUUUUCGAAAAUUGUUUUUAUGGUGUAUUGAGCAAAAUAAAUACAAAACAUGUGAUGUUGAAGCCGUUGAGAAGCCGGAAAAAUGGUUACAUUCUAAGGAGAAGAUGAUGGCCGAGGAGAACGAUGAAGAUCUGGAGCAAGUUUUGGAACUCGUCCGACUUCAAGGCGAUCCGGCUGUGGAAGAAGCGCAAUUGGUGAUUGACGAUGAAUUCAACAAUGGCUGA
Messenger RNA from Caenorhabditis bovis, 414 nucleotides. The record is from the annotation of a GenBank genome assembly. Lineage: Eukaryota; Metazoa; Nematoda; Chromadorea; Rhabditida; Rhabditidae.